This is a messenger RNA of Ochotona curzoniae (black-lipped pika), 8259 nucleotides long. Its product is annotated as mitogen-activated protein kinase-binding protein 1. The transcript is spliced from 32 exons. NCBI's taxonomy places the organism in Eukaryota, Metazoa, Chordata, Mammalia, Lagomorpha, Ochotonidae. Gene Ontology annotation, molecular function: protein binding. The record is from RefSeq and is a predicted model, not a curated record. The coding region runs from base 1800 to 6329 and encodes 1509 amino acids.
UCCCGGCCCGUUCCAGGCAAGGACUUUAGCGCUUGCUAGGCCGCUGGACCCGGGGAAUAUUUCUCAGGGACUAAACCAGAGUAAUUUGGGAUAGGAAAUGUCCAGUGAUACUUAGUAAACUUAUUUGCCUUAGUGGUUAGGAAAUAAACUAGAUGAAGAAACUGUUACUGCACACACAAAAUGACCUGGAGUACAUUAAGGAGAAUGGCGUGGACAUCUUUGUUUUGUAGGUGGGAUGGCAAUCACUAGGGUGUGCAGCACACUGGUCACCAGGGGGCAGCAUUUAUUAGCAUUCGGUUCUCCCAAGGUUCGUCAAAUCUCCAGGAGUUGAAGGAAGCCAUCUCUCAUGCAGUUGUUCCUGUAGAUUGACCUCGUGUCAAGGUUUGAGAAAUAAAUCUGAGAAUCCUGUUUUUUGUUGUUGCAUUACAUCUGUAAUGCGUGGUUGAAGCGGGAAGGAAGACUUGUUCCCUGGGUAGCAAUUGCCAGUUGGUCUAGGGAACGACUCCCGUCAUCUCUGUACCAAAUCGUGAGCUUUUCAAAUCUCCCAUUUCACGAGUGGCUGCCAUACACUACAAGUACAUGCCUGCAUUGUCAUCUGACUGUACCAGGCCCGUCUACCGCAAAGUUAACUCUAGCCAACAUGUCAUCUUGGGAUCCCAAAGGUUUGUGUAAGGGGACAGACUACUAUGGUCUGAAUGUCUCAGGUCCGAGUCUUCCAGGUUAGACUAAUUUCUGAUAAGAUUUAGUUUCUUUAAUAACUUUUGAGAGUCCAGGGGUUCCUAGAAAAUAAAUUGCAAAGUGGCAGUAAGAUACCACUCCUCGCACAAGGUUGGGAAAACAAUUUAGCGCCAGCAAGCUUGAGGGUGGCUUAAAUAACAGUCCCAGGGUGAAGAAUUCACAAAUUUUGACGUAAGCGAGGAAGGCAUCUGGAGUAACAAAUCCUGUUUGACCGGAUAUGAGAACAUGUGGAGGGAUGCUGGUUGUCGACGAAACCGUGAAGCAAAUAGAUAGCGUAGGUGUGUUGGCUGUCUUUCCUGCAACUUGACGAGCACACCCCCACACCCCAGCCAUUCCUUGUAUUGGAUGGAUCAGGUAGCGAGUGCAAAACGCUGUUCCUCGCGUUUGGAGUGAGUGGGUCGACGGCGCGCUGAAAAUAUUGCAGAUCUUGGAAGUACUCAAACGGUGCAGGGACGAGGGCAGAGCUUUUUGCCUCACCGCGACUUUAUGUAAUCCAACCAGAACUUAAGUUUGAUCUGCGGUCCUCCGCGGCUGUGAAAUGCCAACCUUGGCUCCCGGGAGGCGUGGCUAGCGUCCUGGGGCUUCGGGAGGCGCAGUUCCCUGGGACAACAGUCCUGGCAAUACCAUAAAAGGCUUGAUUGCCUUAUCCUGGAGCCAAGCUCCGUGGGCCACAAUUCCUACAGACCAUAAUUGUGUGGAAUCCUUGGUUCCCGAGUCCUAAGUCCUCUGCUUCCUUGCCUGUCCGAUGACUCCGCCCUCCGAUAGCCUGGCCUGUCCACCCUGGUAACGCCCACCUGGCUGUGGGCCGCCCCGUCUCGUGGGCUCCGCCCACCCAGCCCCUAGCUCGGCCCAGCCGGCAGUUCGCGUUUUGAGCCGCUCGUGCCACCAUAGCUGCGGCUGCCGCUAUCGCGGAGGAGGCGAAAUCGCUGAGCGCGAUGCCUGAGGGCGCAGUGAGCGGGGAGCCCCUCGCGCUCCGGGGCUGGCAAGGGCUUAUUGGAAGGUCCUGUGGAGUGAGAGGGCAGUGCCAAUGUUGAGACACGACCAGAGGGCUCCUCACCGUGAUGGCUGUGGAAGGAUCGACCAUUACCAGCCGGAUCAAGAACCUGCUGCGCUCUCCCUCCAUCAAACUGCGCAGGAGUAAGGCAGGAAACCGGCGGGAGGACCUCGGCUCCAAGGUGACCUUGGAGAAGGUUCUGGGAAUAACAGUGUCUGGAGGCCAAGGACUUGCCUGUGACCCCCGAUCAGGUUUAGUUGCCUAUCCAGCUGGAUGUGUGGUCGUGUUAUUCAAUCCCCGGAAACACAAGCAGCACCACAUCCUUAACAGUUCCAGGAAAACCAUCACAGCCCUUGCCUUCUCCCCUGAUGGCAAGUACUUGGUCACUGGUGAGAGUGGGCACAUGCCCGCCGUGCGGGUGUGGGACGUGGCCGAGCACAGCCAGGUGGCAGAGCUGCAGGAGCACAAGUAUGGGGUGGCUUGUGUGGCUUUCUCCCCGAGCGCCAAGUACAUUGUCUCUGUAGGCUACCAGCAUGACAUGAUCGUCAACGUCUGGGCCUGGAAGAAAAACAUUGUGGUGGCAUCUAACAAGGUAUCCAGUCGGGUGACAGCAGUGUCCUUCUCUGAAGACUGUAGCUACUUUGUCACUGCAGGCAACCGGCACAUCAAAUUCUGGUACCUGGAUGACAGCAAGACCUCAAAGGUUAAUGCCACCGUGCCCCUGCUGGGCCGCUCGGGGCUGCUGGGGGAGCUCCGGAACAACCUGUUCACUGACGUGGCCUGUGGCCGAGGGAAGAAGGCAGACAGCACCUUCUGCAUUACAUCUUCAGGGCUGCUGUGCGAAUUCAGUGACCGCAGGCUUUUGGACAAAUGGGUGGAGCUGAGAAACACAGACAGCUUCACAACCACGGUGGCCCACUGCAUCUCUGUGAGCCAAGACUACAUCUUCUGUGGCUGCGCCGAUGGCACCAUACGGCUCUUCAACCCUUCCAACCUACACUUCCUCAGCACCCUGCCCCGACCGCAUGCCCUGGGCACAGACAUUGCCAGCGUCACUGAGGCCAGUCGCCUCUUCUCUGGUGUGGCCAAUGCCAGGUAUCCAGACACCAUCGCCUUGACCUUUGAUCCAACCAAUCAAUGGCUGUCCUGUGUGUACAACGACCACAGCAUUUAUGUUUGGGAUGUAAAGGACCCCAAGAAAGUGGGCAAGGUGUACUCAGCCUUGUACCAUUCCUCCUGCGUCUGGAGUGUGGAGGUCUACCCUGAGGUGAAGGACAGUAACCAGGCCUGCCUGCCCCCUAGUUCCUUUAUUACCUGUUCCUCUGACAACACCAUCCGCUUGUGGAACAUGGAGAGCUCCGGUGUGCACGGCUCCACCCUGCACCGAAACAUCCUCAGCAACGACCUCAUUAAGAUCAUCUACGUGGACGGGAACACGCAGGCCCUGCUGGACACUGAGCUGCCUGGAGGAGACAAAGCCGAUGGGUCCCUGAUGGAUCCCCGAGUGGGCAUCCGCUCUGUGUGCAUCAGCCCCAAUGGACAGCAUCUGGCUUCAGGGGACCGGAUGGGUACCCUCAGGGUGCAUGAGCUUCAGUCCUUGAGUGAGAUGCUGAAGGUGGAGGCCCAUGACUCAGAGAUUCUGUGCCUCGAGUAUUCUAAGCCCGACACAGGUCUGAAGCUGCUGGCGUCGGCGAGCCGGGACCGGCUGAUCCACGUGCUGGACGCUGGGCGGGAGUACAGCCUACAGCAGACGCUGGACGAGCACUCCUCCUCCAUCACCGCUGUCAAGUUUGCAGCCAGCGAUGGGCAAGUCCGCAUGAUCAGCUGUGGAGCAGACAAGAGCAUCUACUUCCGCACUGCACAGAAGUCUGGAGAUGGUGUGCAGUUUACACGGACGCACCACGUGGUGCGGAAGACGACCCUCUAUGACAUGGAUGUGGAGCCCAGCUGGAAGUACACGGCCAUUGGCUGCCAGGAUCGAAACAUUCGGAUCUUUAACAUCAGCAGUGGGAAGCAAAAGAAAUUGUUUAAAGGGUCCCAGGGUGAGGAUGGCACCCUUAUUAAGGUGCAGACAGACCCCUCGGGGAUCUACAUUGCCACCAGCUGUUCUGACAAGAACCUUUCCAUUUUUGACUUCUCUUCAGGCGAGUGUGUAGCCACUAUGUUUGGCCACUCAGAGAUUGUCACGGGCAUGAAGUUUAGUAAUGACUGCAAACACCUCAUCUCCGUGUCAGGGGAUAGCUGCAUAUUUGUCUGGCGCCUGAGCUCUGAAAUGACCAUCAGCAUGAGGCAGCGUCUGGCCGAGCUACGCCAGCGCCAGCGAGGGGGCAAGCAGCCGGGCCCCUCUUCUCCCCAGAGGGCUUCUGGAUCUAAGCGGUGUGAGGCCCCAUCAAUGCUUUCAACUGGACCAGCUCUCUCAUCAGACAGCGACAAGGAGGGAGAGGAUGAGGGUAAUGAGGAAGAAGAACUCCCAGCUCUGCCCACACUUUCAAAGAUGACCAAGAAGGAGCCAGCUGCAAGCCCCAGCGCAGCCCUGCCCCGAAGCCUGUCUCAUUGGGAGAUGAGUCGGGUACAGGAGCCAGUGGAAUUCCUGGAUCCAGCUCCUGCAGCCAACCCAGGACCCAGGAGAAGGGGGCGCUGGGCUCAGCCAGGUGUGGAGCUGAGUGUCCACUCCAUGUUGGACUUGCGGCAGCUGGAGACACUGGCCCCAAGCCCUCGGACCCCCAGCCAGGACUCGCUGGCCACAAGCCUUUCUGGUCCUGGGAAGAAUGAUCGAAGAGACUGUGAGACCUCACAUGCCAGCCAGAGUGAAAAGACCGCUCGGUCACAGGUUUCCCAACCCUGUUCCUGCCCCCACAUUAUCCGAUUGUUGUCACAAGAGGAAGGGGUCUUUGCCCAAGAUCUGGAACCUGCACCCAUUGAAGAUGGUGUUGUCUACCCAGAGCCGAGUGAUGGCCCCACCAUGGAUACCAGUGAGUUCCAGGUGCAAGCUCCAGCCCGAGGAACCCUGGGAAGAGUGUACUUGGGCAGCAGGGGCUCAGAGAAGCACAGUCCCGACAGCGCCUGUUCAAUGGAUUACAGCGGCAGCCGCCUCUCCAGCCCCGAGCACCCCAAUGAAGACUCCGAGAGCACGGAGCCCCUGAGUGUGGAUGGCAUCUCCUCAGACCUUGAAGAGCCAGCUGAGGGUGAUGAAGAGGAGGAGGAAGAGGAGGGCGGCACGGGCCUGUACGGGUUGCAGGAAGGCAGCCCCCAUACACCGGACCAGGAGCAGUUUCUGAAACAACACUUUGAAACUCUGGCAAAUGGGGCUGCUCCAGGGGCCCCAGUUCGGGUGCCAGAGAGGACAGAGUCUCGGAGCAUCUCUUCUCGAUUCCUGUCGCAGGUGCAGAGUCCUCCACUCAGGGAACUAUCCUCCUCCUCAAACCCAGCACUGACGUCAAGACCAGUCCAGGUGCCACAGGCAUCAAGCAAGCAGCUGAGAGGCAGUGGGGCCAAUCCCCCUGGAGCACCUCCAGAUGUGGAGCCCUCCCCUGGCAACCCUCGCCCUGAGCAGGCCGUGCCUGUGCUGCUGCCACGACGCCGUCAUAACCUUGACAGCAGCCGGGCCCCCAAGAGAGCAGCUGCAGCUGGCUCCUUACCUGGCCUCCAGAAAGCCCAGUCUGUGCACAGUCUGGUGCCACAGGAUGAGGCCCCUUCUUCAUCAGGUCCAUUGCUGUCACGGGAGAUCGAGACCCAAAAUGGACUGGGCUCCCUGCCCCAGGCUGAUGGCCGUCCAUCUCGGCCCUGCUCCUACCAGAACCCUACCACCAGUUCCACAGCCAAGAUAGCCCGCAGUGUCUCUGUCGGGGAGAACUUGGGCCUGGUGGCCGAACCUCAAGCCCCUGCCCCGAGCCGAGCUGCACCACUCAGCAAACUGGCCCUGCCCAGCCGGGCUCACCUGGUCCUGGACAUCCCCAAACCGCUGCCGGACCGCCCUACCCUGGCUGCAUUUUCUCCUGUAACCAAGGGCCGGGUCCGUGGUGAGACAGAGCCACUUGGUUCUUCAGCCGUUGUAGGGAAAGCUCACAGUGCAUCUGAGAGGCGGGCCUGUUUGGGGGAGAGUGCUACUCCCAAGCCCAGGACAGAGUACCAGGCUCAUUCUGGGCCCAACAGCCCCCGCGCCCAGCAACUGCCAGCCAGCAUCCUCCUUCGAGGCCCCGAGAACUCGCAAUCCCCAACCCCCGAAGAGACUCCCAGCCCCAUGGAAUACACCAGGCCAGGGGCAGCCCUAAGCCAGGACUCAGACCCCGUGCUGAGCCUGCAGCAGUGUGAGCAGCUUGUGGCAGAGCUCCGUGGCAGUGUGCGCCAGGCUGUGCGGCUCUACCACUUGGUGGCUGGUUGCAGGACGCCCUCGGCAGAGCAGAGCCGCAUCGCCCAGCUCCUCCGAGACGCCUUCUCCUCUGUGCGGCAGGAACUAGAGGCCCUGGCUGGUGCCACGCUGCCUAGCCCCAGUGGGAGCCCCGGGGCCGUCGGGGCUGAACAAACGCAGGCCCUGCUGGAGCAGUACUCAGAGCUAUUGCUCCGAGCCGUGGAGCGGCGCAUGGAACGCAAGCUCUGAGUUCCAGAAGUCUGUCCCCUGUGAAUGCUGCCCCUGCUCUGGACUGUGGCCCCUCCUCCACUCAACAGACGUGGGGAUGUCUGAGUUGGUGGCACGAGGCAGUGCCUGGAGGCGAGGCGGCUCUCCCAGCCGUUCAUGGUGCGGUGCCGUAUUUAUUAAUUUAUUUCCCUGACUGUUGCCUCACUUCCAAGGAGCUCCUGCCUCCACAGCCCACCCAGGGGCACAUGGCAGGGGUUGAUCUUGGGUCUUCGUCACCUUGGUGCUGUGAGGGCUGGGAGGGCAGCUUGCCCCAUCUGGGCACACUGGGAAGGGCCACCCUCUCUUCUUAGAAGCCAUUUGAAACUACUUCAGGGAUCAGCAGACACAGGGUACUCCGUGGGGUAGAGGGGAGAGGGUGUGCAGUACCCUUUGGCCAACUGCAUACCUUCACUUCUCUCUCCCCUUCCCCUCCCACACCAGCUGCACUCCCCGGGAGCAGGGGAGGUUUGCCCCACCUCCUCGCCCUCCAGGGUGACCCCAGCCAUCAGGAGACUUGAGUUGGCAUCAGGACCUGAGGCUCCACAUUCCACUCCCUUUCUCCCUCGGACAGGACCUGUCUCCAGCCCUGUGCCCCAACCCCUUUCUUCUGGCCAGAACUUGGGGAGCCGGCUGUGGGACAUUGCUGCAGGACAGUAAAUCCCUCUGCUGGGCAAACCUGAAGCCCUGGCCUCCUUCGCUCAGUCCCUUGGUCUUCCCUAACCUCCGACCCUGGCCCACUGGCAGGCUGCUGGGGCCCCCCCAACACCGCCUUGCCCCUGCAUCCUGAGUGAUGCUGUCACAAACCUGUGUUGGAAUUUCCCUCUUGGUUUCCUGAGCACCAGACCACCUUCUGAGGACCUUGGCCACCAAUGCAGUCACACAUGCACAGAGCUGGGUCUUUGUUGUCUGAGGCACCUGGCUGGCUGAAGUGUGCCCAGCUUCCUCUCACUCCUACCCCAGGCUCACCAGCCCCGUUCCUGUGGAAACGCCUCACACGGAACACAGGAAGUUACAGAACACAUUAGUUCUGGAUUUCGGGUGUCCCCAGCCCUGCUGAUAAGAGAUGGCUAUAGGACAAAAGGUGCAGGCAGGAAGAGCCUCCUUGAAGGAGUGCUGGGCGCCCCCACGUGUGCUCGGAAUGUGGAGGCUGGUGGGAGGGAGAUGCAGUGGCCAAGAGACACACUAAACAGGCGGUGGGAGGGACAGGUAAGUGGCAGGCGUGAGAGGGUAGACUAGAACUACAGAAGCAGUUGUUAGGUGCAAGAGGAGGAGAUGGAGCACAGCAGGUAGGAACAGUAGGACCAAGCAGGCAGUAAUUGGAGUUGGGCAAAGCACCUGUGUCUCUGGGCCCUCCUGCCUCCCUCCACCCCCAGGUAAGUUGGGGCACCCUUACCACAGCUUCAGGCGAAGCUUGCUCCCCCACCGUGCUGGAUCAGCUGGCAGGGAUUGAUGGUGGAAUUGGGUUUUGAAGGGUUUCCAGCUGUGCUCCAUCAGCCCCGUGCCCUGGGUAGAGCCCAACCUGCCCGCCCCACACUCCUCCAUCACCUCCACCUGCACGCCGGACGGCGGUGAAACCCUGGGCCGGAAAUGCGGCAUCUGCGCAUCCGGCCUCUGCUUCCCGCAGGGUCCGGGCCUGGCCCUCUGGUCCAGGUUCUCCGCCGUCCUCAGCCAGCCUGUCCUUCGCCAGGGGGACACUACAUUCCUGCUAAGGUGCGUGAGAAGGUGGCCGCCUUUCCCUCCCCUCUGCCCCGCGUGCCGGCCGCAGGUCUGUGGCCGGGCCGGCGCUCCCUCCGGUUCUGCAUGUCUGAGGCCACUGGCAGCCGCCGACCCCGUUUUGAAAGCCCCGUUAUUUAUAACUUUUAUACUUUGUCCAGACCCCGGCUGCGCGGGGUGAGGCUGAUUUUAACGUGUC